Messenger RNA from Rhododendron vialii, 868 nucleotides. Its product is annotated as transcription factor IBH1-like 1. Lineage: Eukaryota; Viridiplantae; Streptophyta; Magnoliopsida; Ericales; Ericaceae. The coding region runs from base 149 to 688 and encodes 179 amino acids. The transcript is spliced from 2 exons. The record is from RefSeq and is a predicted model, not a curated record. Gene Ontology annotation, biological process: regulation of DNA-templated transcription.
ACAUUCUCCUCCUCCUCAUUCUCUCUCUCCUCUCUCAAAUCUUGGCUUUGUUGGAUCCCGAUAAACUGCAGCUCUCUCUCUCCGAUCUCUUCCCUCAGAUUUUGGCAUGAUUUUCUAUCCCAUCAAGUAAAAAAAAUCAGCAAGAAGAAUGCUGAGGCAAGAAUUUCUCAAGAAAUGGAUAAUGGGGCUCCAAAUUUGCAGCGCCUCAAAGAAGGAAAUGAGCGUACUGGAGAGGAAAAAGGCGAUAAAGCUAUCGGCGGAUUUGGCCAUAGCCUCAACCAGAAAUGGCAGCACUAAUUGGAGCCGCGCCCUAAUCGCCAAUGCUUCAAAAGAAAAUGACAACACCACCCUCGUUGAUCAAAUACUGGGUAAAGAUUCCGAGAGCAUGAUCAAGAAAGCCUCGAAUCCGUCGGCUUUUCGCGACAAGAGAGGGACAACCUGCAGAGGCAAGAAGAUGUUGAGAAACAGAUGUUGCGGGAUUCGGAGAGUGAAGAAGAUGGCUGAAUCGGCUAGUUCGAUUGCGAAGAAAUUGGUGAAGAAAAGAACACAAGUGCUGAAGAGGCUAGUGCCAGGCGGGGAGUCCAUGGAUGAGUUCAGUUUGAUGGAAGAAACCCUAGAUUACAUCCUCUCACUCCGGGCUCAAGUUGAUGUAAUGCGGCAUUUUGCUAAUGCCACUCCCCCUAAUUAAUUUGAUUCAUAAAUAGGGUUUGCCAAAAUUGCCCAAAUGGCCUAAUUAGUUAUUGUUUCUCCUUCUGCCUUUUACUUAAUUUUGCAAGGAGAAUCAAAUUAAUGAAGGUGGUAUAGUUGAGGCAUGUUUUUAUUUAAUAUGUGAAACAUAUUAAUGGGAAUUAUAGCCUUUUGAAUCUAA